Messenger RNA from Echinops telfairi (small Madagascar hedgehog), 1176 nucleotides. RefSeq names its product tubulin polyglutamylase complex subunit 1 (gene TPGS1). Bases 207 to 1085 code for a protein of 292 amino acids. Gene Ontology annotation, biological process: protein polyglutamylation. The transcript has 2 exons. The record is from RefSeq and is a predicted model, not a curated record. Lineage: Eukaryota; Metazoa; Chordata; Mammalia; Afrosoricida; Tenrecidae. Gene Ontology annotation, molecular function: microtubule binding.
GACCCAACCAUGAGAACAAAUCAAUGCACACGAAGAAGAAAGCCGCUGGACGGCGCUAGAUAAGACUUAGGGCGGAGGGUCGUCUCCCCGUGGGCCUUCUGGACGGUCCCGGGGGGAUCCCGGCGGGCUCUGCCCUCAACAAACAUGGCGACGAGGGCGCACGACGGCACUUGGCGGUGGUUCCGGUCCCGCUGCCCUCAUCGACGAUGGCGGCGCUGGAGAAGCGGCGGCCGGCCGUGGCCCCGGGGGCCGGUUUCUCGGAUGGCGGCCGGCCAACGGCGUCCCGGGCGGCAGCGGGGGCCGAGAGUGAGGAGGACUUUCUGCGGCAAGUCGGUGUGACGGAGAUGCUGCGCGCGGCCCUCCUGAAAGUGCUGGAAGCGCGGCCCGAGGAGCCCAUCGCCUUCCUGGCGCGCUACUUCGAGAACCUGGGCCUGCGCUCGCCCGCGAGCGGCGGCGCCGGCGACCCCCCGGGCCAGCUCCUGCUGCAGCAGCAGCGCCUGAGCCGCGCGCUGUGGCACCUUCGCCUGGCUCACCACUCCCAGAGGGCUGCCUUUAACAACAACGUCAGCGUGGCCUACGAGUGCCUGAGCGCCGGCGGGCGCAAGAAGAAGCCGGGCCUGGACGGGCGCACCUACAGCGAGCUGCUGCGGCGCAUCUGCCGCGAAGGCGAGGCCCCCGACGCGGCGGUGGCGCCGCUGCUGCGCAAGCUCCAGUGCCGGGACCACGAGGCCGUGCCGCUGGGCGUCUUCCGCGCGGGCAUGCGCACCUGCUUCGUGCUGCUCGAGUUCGUGGCGCGCGCCGGCGCCCUGUACCGGCUGCUGGAGGACCCGGCGCUGGCCGCCGCCGACCGCCGCGUGGGCCAGGCCGUGCUGGACACGCUGGAGGGCGCGCUGCAGACGGGCGACGGCGACGAGGCGGCGCCCGCGCGCUACCUGGAGGCCGGCUCCCGCCUCGGGCCCGACAACGUGGCGCUGGCCAUGGACCGCGCCGUGGUGGCGCGCCGGCCGUGCGUGCCCAUGCACCGCGAGGAGUUCCUGGAGAAAGCCGCCGCCCUGUUCAUCGCCAAGGUCAAGCCGGUGGGCUGAAACCCGCGCCCCUGCCCCUGCCUGGACGCCCACCUGCCCGCACCCUGCUUCCCCCCCCCAAAAGAGCCAGAAUAAAGCAUCCCCCAGCCGA